AUGGCAGCCGAGCCGGAGGACAUCCACGACGAGGAACCCUUCUCCCCUUCCAUCUUUCUUAACCUGUCCCCGACUCCUCCACACCCCGAUGACCGGGACCUGGCGGCAGCCUCGUCAUCCAACUCGUACCACCAGUACCCCAACAACCACCAAGCUCCGCAGACCUCCACUGAGAUCCUGUCCGUCUCCGACCCGUGCAUCGCCAACACCAUUAACGGCGAAGUAGGCACAUGCUUCACCCUCUCGCUGUGCUUCCCCAACACCGCCCCCGUGUUGGACGGCGUGACCUGGCCAGGGGGAUCGGCACCACGGGACAAUGACCAACGCUUGCUGGUUGAGCAGGACCUCUUUGGACGCCGCGUUCUGAACGCCGUCGCCUGUGAGGGAUUUGAUAGGGUGGAGCGUCCUGAGACGUAUAAGCAAUGGCAGGCACGGAACGAUCGGGCAGGCUUGAGGCAGCUGCCACUGGAUCCUGAUAUUGUUAAGGCUGUGAGUGACAAGGUUAGGGACAACUAUCACAGGGACUUUGUCAUCUAUGUGGAUCAAAAAUGGCUCCUGCAGGGAUGGAAGGGACGCACACUCUAUGCUAUGUCCACAUGGGUUGCAAACGAUAACGAUGGUAUCUCAGAUCCUAGCUAG
Molecule: messenger RNA, 639 nt
Organism: Miscanthus lutarioriparius
Lineage: Eukaryota; Viridiplantae; Streptophyta; Magnoliopsida; Poales; Poaceae
Source: the annotation of a GenBank genome assembly